This is a messenger RNA of Ceratotherium simum simum (southern white rhinoceros), 1927 nucleotides long. The record is from RefSeq and is a predicted model, not a curated record. Lineage: Eukaryota; Metazoa; Chordata; Mammalia; Perissodactyla; Rhinocerotidae.
UAUUGACUUUUCUUCUUUCCCUUACAGCUGUUUGGGGCAACUUCGUUAAUAUGAGCUUUCUUCUCAACAGGUCUAUCCAGGAACAUGAUGAACUAAAAAUUGAAAGCAAGAUUGAAGAGAUUGUUGAACCACUAAGAGAGAAAAUCAGAGAUUUGGAAAAAAGCCUCACCCAGAAAUACCCGCCAGUAAAAUUUUUAUCAGAAAAGGACCGUAAAAGAAUUUUGAUAACUGGAGGAGCGGGGUUCGUGGGUUCCCAUCUCACUGACAAGCUCAUGAUGGAUGGCCACGAGGUGACGGUGGUGGACAACUUCUUCACGGGCAGGAAGAGAAAUGUGGAGCACUGGAUUGGCCAUGAGAACUUCGAGCUGAUUAACCACGACGUGGUGGAGCCCCUCUACAUUGAAGUUGACCAGAUAUACCAUCUGGCCUCUCCGGCCUCCCCUCCAAACUACAUGUACAACCCCAUCAAGACGCUGAAGACCAACACGAUCGGGACGCUAAACAUGCUGGGGCUGGCAAAACGAGUCGGUGCCCGUCUGCUGCUGGCCUCCACCUCAGAGGUGUAUGGAGAUCCUGAAGUCCACCCUCAGAGUGAGGGCUACUGGGGCCAUGUGAAUCCAGUGGGACCCCGAGCCUGCUACGACGAAGGCAAGCGUGUUGCAGAGACCAUGUGCUAUGCCUACAUGAAGCAGGAAGGCGUCGAGGUGCGCGUGGCGAGGAUCUUCAACACCUUUGGGCCGCGCAUGCACAUGAACGACGGGCGGGUCGUCAGCAACUUCAUCCUGCAGGCGCUGCAGGGGGAGCCGCUCACGGUGUAUGGAUCUGGGUCGCAGACAAGGGCCUUCCAGUACGUCAGCGACCUCGUGAAUGGCCUCGUGGCUCUCAUGAACAGCAACGUCAGCAGCCCGGUCAACCUGGGGAACCCAGAAGAGCACACAAUCCUCGAGUUUGCUCAGUUAAUUAAAAACCUUGUUGGUAGCAGAAGUGAAAUUCAGUUUCUUUCUGAAGCUCAGGAUGACCCACAGAAAAGGAAACCAGACAUCAAAAAAGCGAAGCUGAUGUUGGGGUGGGAGCCCGUGGUCCCGCUGGAAGAAGGGCUAAACAAAGCAAUUCACUACUUCCGGAAAGAACUCGAGUACCAGGCAAAUAAUCAGUACAUCCCCAAACCAAAGCCCGCAAGAAUAAAAAAAGGACGGACGCGCCUUGGCUGAAACCUCACCUCCUGGGACGAGAGACUCCCUGUGCACACUUGAUGGGAUGUAUUUUUUUUUUAUUAUUUUUUAUUUUUUUUAAAGAAAGACUUAAACAGGUGUCAUGAAGAACAAACUGGAAUUUCAUUCUGAAGCUUGCUUUAAAGAAAUGGAUGUGCCUAAAAACUCCCCUCAAAAAACUGCAAAUUUUGCCUUGCACUUUUUAAAUCUGUCUUUUUAUGUAAGAUAGUGUAGAUGCAUCUCUGCGUAUUUUCAAGUUUUUUAUCUUGCUGUGAGAGCAUAUGUCGUGACUGUCGUUGACAGUUUUAUUUACUGGUUUCUUUGUGAAGCUGAAAAGGAACAUUAAGUGGGGUGAAAAAUGCUGAUUUUAUUUAUAAAAGUGGGUACUUGUAAAGGAGACAUUAUACUAUGCAUAAAGGAAAAAUAACAAAACAACCUACCAGUAUUGUCAGGUGGAUGGCGUACCGGCAUUUAUCCUUCGGGCGAUUAAAAGAGUUCUGUUUGAGAGCUUUAUGUUUCUUUUAAUUCAGAAUUUUUCCAAGGUCUAGUUUUUAGUCGCAAACUUGACUUUGAAAUAUUUCUGUUGGUUAUCAUGAUCAAGGACAUUUGAAAUCACUACUGUGUCGUGCUGCGUAUUCUGGGUUGGGGGGGAGACAAAGUUAACGUAUUCUUGGUUAACAGUAGUUAAAUAUGCUAUUUUAAUAAAAUAUUGAAAC